Glycine soja is the source of this 5807-nucleotide messenger RNA. RefSeq names its product clathrin heavy chain 2-like. Gene Ontology annotation, biological process: intracellular protein transport; receptor-mediated endocytosis. Lineage: Eukaryota; Viridiplantae; Streptophyta; Magnoliopsida; Fabales; Fabaceae. The coding region runs from base 183 to 5387 and encodes 1734 amino acids. Gene Ontology annotation, cellular component: chloroplast; clathrin coat of trans-Golgi network vesicle; Golgi apparatus. The record is from RefSeq and is a predicted model, not a curated record. Gene Ontology annotation, molecular function: structural molecule activity; clathrin light chain binding. The transcript is spliced from 29 exons.
AGAAAAUAAGAUCUUGCAUACAUUAUCAACGCGCAUUUGAAUGAAAUAACUUUUUUAGAAAGGAUCCUUUAAUUUUUUCUAAGCACUCUUCUUCUCUCGUUCUUGGCCUUCUCUGCUGCUACUUCAGAUCUCGCAGCGCAACACUAACACUCCAAUUCCCCUCCGAUUCAUCCCCGCUCACCAUGGCCGCGAACGCCCCCAUCAUCAUGCGCGAAGCCUUAACGUUGGCAAGUGUCGGAAUCAACCCGCAAUUCAUCACUUUCACGCACGUCACCAUGGAAUCGGACAAGUACAUUUGCGUCAGGGAAACCGCGCCGCAGAACAGCGUCGUCAUGAUCGACAUGACCAUGCCAAUGCAGCCUCUCCGGCGCCCUAUCACCGCCGAUUCCGCGCUCAUGAACCCUAACACCAGAAUUCUCGCGCUUAAAGCUCAUGUUCCAGGCAGUACUCAGGAUCAUUUGCAAGUUUUUAACAUUGAAUCCAAAGCGAAGAUGAAAUCGUAUCAAAUGGGCCAACAGGUUGUGUUUUGGAAGUGGAUAACCCCAAAGACACUAGGCAUAGUGACUCAGUCAUCUGUGUAUCAUUGGUCAAUUGAAGGUGAUGGUGAGCCAGUGAAGGUGUUUGACCGAACAGCUAAUUUGGCGAAUAAUCAGAUUAUCAACUAUCGUUGUGAUCCUACUGAAAAGUGGUUGGUUUUGAUUGGAAUUGCCCCCGGUUCUUCUGAUAGACCACAACUUGUAAAAGGAAAUAUGCAACUCUUCUCUGUGGAUCAGCAGAGGAGCCAGGCUCUUGAAGCACAUGCUGCCUCAUUUGCCACAUUUAGGGUUGCUGGUAAUGAUAAGGAUUCAACUCUUAUUUGUUUUGCAUCAAAGAGCAUCAAUGCUGGACAGGUUACGUCAAAGAUGCAUGCCAUUGAACUUGGUGCCCAGCCAGGCAAGCCAUCAUUUUCAAAAAAGCAAGCAGAUCUCUUCUUCCCUCCAGACUUUGCUGAUGACUUUCCUGUAUCAAUGCAGAUUUCAAAUAAGUAUGGCUUGAUAUAUGUUAUCACAAAACUUGGGCUUUUAUUUGUCUAUGAUCUAGAGACUGCCACUGCAGUUUACAGAAAUCGAAUCAGUCCCGAUCCUAUAUUUUUGACCACAGAAGCAUCUUCAGAAGGGGGCUUUUAUGCUAUAAAUAGACGUGGCCAGGUGUUGCUCGCUACUGUGAAUGAAGCAACCAUUGUACCUUUUGUUAGUGGCCAGUUAAAUAAUUUGGAACUUGCUGUUAGUCUUGCUAAAAGAGGAAACCUCCCUGGUGCAGAAGAAUUGGUUGUUAAGCGUUUUCAAGAAUUAUUUGCUCAGACCAAGUAUAAGGAAGCUGCAGAGCUUGCUGCACAAUCGCCACAAGGAGUACUUCGUACUCCUGACACUGUUGCUAAAUUUCAGAGUGUACCUGUGCAAGCUGGGCAAACACCACCGCUGUUGCAAUACUUUGGAACUCUGUUAACCAUGGGAAAACUGAAUGCUUUUGAGUCACUGGAACUUUCACGGCUUGUUGUAAAUCAGAACAAAAAGAAUCUCUUAGAAAAUUGGCUAGCAGAGGAUAAACUUGAAUGCAGUGAGGAGCUAGGUGACCUUGUGAAGACAGUGGAUAAUGACCUUGCAUUGAAAAUUUAUAUCAAAGCUAGAGCCACACCGAAAGUUGUUGCAGCUUUUGCAGAGAGGAGGGAAUUUGAUAAGAUCCUGAUAUAUUCUAAGCAGGUUGGAUACACACCUGAUUAUAUGUUCCUUCUUCAAACAAUUUUACGAACUGACCCCCAGGGUGCUGUAAAUUUUGCUCUGAUGAUGUCUCAAAUGGAAGGAGGAUGCCCCAUUGACUACAACACCAUAACAGAUCUCUUUCUUCAGAGGAAUUUGAUCCGUGAGGCAACAGCCUUUUUGUUGGAUGUACUGAAGCCAAAUCUUCCUGAACAUGGAUAUCUUCAAACAAAGGUUCUGGAAAUUAAUCUUGUGACCUUUCCAAAUGUUGCUGAUGCUAUAUUGGCCAAUGGCAUGUUCAGUCAUUAUGAUCGCCCACGUAUUGGACAACUAUGUGAAAAGGCUGGCCUGUUCAUACGGGCUCUUCAGCAUUAUACUGAGUUGCCUGACAUCAAACGUGUCAUUGUGAAUACACAUGCCAUUGAGCCACAGGUUUUGAUUGCAACUGCUCAAAUGACAAUCUAUUAUAUAUAUAUAUAUAUAUAUAUAUAUAUUGUAUUCUUACAAUAUGAUUAUAAUGUAUUUCAGGGUUUAGUUGAGUUCUUUGGAACCCUUUCUCGAGAAUGGGCACUUGAGUGUAUGAAAGAUCUUUUACUUGUCAAUCUUAGGGGCAAUCUUCAAAUAAUUGUGCAGACUGCUAAGGAAUAUUCUGAGCAGUUGGGUGUUGAUGCAUGCAUUAAACUCUUUGAACAAUUCAAAUCCUAUGAAGGAUUAUACUUUUUCUUGGGUGCAUACUUGAGCUCCAGUGAGGAUCCUGAUAUUCACUUCAAGUACAUUGAGGCCGCUGCUAAAACUGGGCAAAUUAAGGAGGUAGAGCGCGUUACUAGAGAAUCAAACUUUUAUGAUGCGGAGAAGACAAAGAAUUUUCUUAUGGAGGCCAAGCUUCCAGAUGCACGUCCAUUGAUUAAUGUGUGUGAUCGUUUUGGCUUUGUUCCGGAUCUCACCCAUUAUCUUUAUACUAGCAACAUGCUUCGCUAUAUUGAAGGUUAUGUUCAAAAGGUCAAUCCUGGAAACGCUCCUCUAGUAGUAGGGCAGUUGUUAGAUGAUGAAUGCCCUGAAGAUUUUAUUAAAGGUCUUAUACUUUCAGUUCGUUCUCUCCUGCCAGUUGAGCCUUUAGUUGAAGAAUGUGAGAAGAGGAAUCGUCUCCGCUUGCUCACUCAAUUCUUGGAGCAUCUUGUAAGUGAAGGAAGCCAGGAUGUACAUGUACAUAAUGCCCUGGGUAAAAUCAUUAUUGACAGCAACAACAAUCCUGAGCAUUUUCUCACAACCAACCCAUACUACGAUUCUCGCGUUGUCGGUAAAUAUUGUGAAAAGCGGGAUCCGACCCUUGCUGUUGUUGCUUACCGAAGAGGGCAAUGUGAUGAUGAGCUUGUUAAUGUUACUAAUAAAAAUUCCUUGUUCAAACUUCAAGCAAGAUAUGUUGUCGAAAGGAUGGACUCCGACCUCUGGGAGAAAGUUCUUAAUCCUGAGAAUGAGUUUAGACGACUGUUGAUUGAUCAAGUGGUGUCUACUGCUUUGCCUGAAAGCAAGAGUCCUGAUCAAGUUUCAGCUGCGGUGAAAGCUUUUAUGACUGCUGAUCUUCCUCACGAGUUGAUUGAGCUUCUUGAAAAGAUUGUACUACAAAAUUCUGCUUUUAGUGGAAACUUCAAUCUGCAAAAUUUGCUGAUCCUUACUGCAGUCAAGGCAGAUCCUUCUAGAGUUAUGGAUUACAUAAAUAGGUUGGACAACUUUGACGGGCCUGCAGUAGGGGAGGUGGCUGUGGAAGCACAACUAUAUGAAGAGGCAUUUUCUAUUUUCAAGAAAUUUAAUUUGAAUGUUCAGGCUGUUAAUGUCCUGCUGGAUAACCUUCAGACUAUUGAUCGUGCUGUGGAGUUUGCUUUCCGGGUUGAAGAAGAUGCUGUUUGGAGCCAGGUGGCUAAAGCACAACUUAGAGAAGGCUUAGUGAGUGAUGCAAUUGAGUCAUUCAUUCGUGCAGAUGAUUCAACUCAUUUCUUAGAGGUUAUAAAGGCUGCUGAAGAUGCAGAUGUAUACCAUGACCUGGUAAAGUAUCUUCUCAUGGUUAGGCAGAAUACCAAAGAGCCCAAGGUGGACAGUGAGCUCAUCUAUGCUUAUGCUAAGAUUGAACACCUUGGAGAAAUUGAAGAAUUUAUACUGAUGCCAAAUGUUGCCAAUUUACCAAAUGUUGGAGACCGCUUGUAUGAUGAGGCUUUGUAUGAGGCUGCCAAAAUUAUAUUUGCUUUUAUUUCUAACUGGGCUAAGUUGGCAGUCACAUUGGUGAAGCUUAAACAGUUCCAAGGUGCUGUUGAUGCUGCCAGGAAAGCAAAUAGUUCAAAAACAUGGAAGGAAGUUUGUUUCGCCUGUGUCGAUGCUGAGGAAUUCCGCUUAGCUCAGAUUUGUGGUCUCAAUGUCAUCAUUCAGGUGGAUGAUUUGGAGGAGGUUAGCGAGUACUAUCAGAACAGAGGAUGCUUCAAUGAACUCAUAUCUCUAAUGGAGAGUGGGUUAGGAUUGGAGCGUGCACAUAUGGGUAUCUUUACUGAGUUGGGAGUUCUGUAUGCAAGAUAUCGUCCUGAGAAGCUAAUGGAACACAUUAAGUUGUUCUCAACUCGGCUUAAUAUUCCAAAGCUUAUUCGAGCAUGUGAUGAACAACAGCAUUGGAAAGAACUUACAUACCUAUACAUCCAAUAUGAUGAGUUUGAUAAUGCUGCAACCACCGUAAUGAAUCACUCUCCAGAAGCAUGGGACCACAUGCAAUUCAAAGAUGUGAUAGUUAAAGUUGCAAGUGUGGAGCUGUACUAUAAGGCUGUUCACUUCUACUUCAAAGAGCAUCCAGAUGUAAUAAAUGAUAUGCUAAAUGUGAUUGCUCUUCGUGUGGACCAUACUCGUGUAGUAGAUAUAAUGCGGAAGGCUGGCCACCUUAGAUUAGUUAAGCCGUACAUGGUUGCAGUUCAAAGCAACAAUGUGUCCGCUGUCAAUGAAGCUUUGAAUGAAAUUUAUGUUGAGGAAGAAGACUACGACAGACUCCGAGAAUCAAUAGAUUUGCAUGACAACUUUGAUCAGAUAGGUCUUGCACAGAAGAUUGAGAAGCAUGAACUUCUUGAGAUGAGGCGUGUAGCUGCCUACAUUUACAAGAAAGCAGGAAGAUGGAAGCAAUCCAUUGCUUUGUCAAAGAAAGACAAUCUUUACAAGGACUGUAUGGAAACAUGCUCUCAAUCUGGUGACCGUGAACUUUCAGAAGAUUUGCUUAUCUACUUUAUUGAGCAGGGAAAGAAAGAGUGUUUUGCAUCAUGCCUCUUUGUCUGUUAUGAUAUUAUACGGCCAGAUGUUGCUCUUGAGCUAUCUUGGAUGAACAAUAUGAUUGAUUUUGCUUUUCCAUAUCUCUUACAGUUUAUUCGAGAGUAUACAGGCAAGGUAGAUGAGCUUAUCAAGGACAAAAUUGAAGCACAAAAUGAGGAGAAAGCUAAGGAAAAGGAGGAGAAGGAAGUACUUGCUCAGCAGAAUAUGUAUGCCCAGUUGCUACCGCUUGCUUUGCCAGCACCUCCUAUGCAAGGAAUGGGGGGAGGCUAUGCCCCUUCCCCACCACUACCUAUGGGUGGAAUGGGGAUGCCACCAAUGCCUCCUUUUGGUAUGCCUCCAAUGGAUGGGGGCUACUGAUCUCCCUAUUUACUGGUGAAACUUGAUAGUUUAGCAUCUCUCAUUUUUUGCUUUCAAGGUGACUAUCUUAAGGUUAAAGAGUUUGACGUGGUGGCACCAAGCAUCAGUCUUCUAGUCUGUUACUACUUUCCAAUGAUUGCGGUUUUUUUCAAUGAAAGUUUUCCGAGUCAUGUAUUUUGUUUGUUCUUUCUUUUUGGAUUGUUUGAUCAUUCUUGUGAGAGCCAAGAUGGCCAAAUGAUCCUGCUUGUAUCUUUUCGAGGCAUUGGCUUGGUUGCAGCCGUAUAGUUUAUUUUCUCUAAUUAUUAUUUGUUUCCAUAGCUGUGAAGUCAUAAAUGUUAUUACUCUGAUUAGGACUUAAAAUUCUUGUUCUUUCCUGGUAUAUAAACUUUCAUAUAAUAUUUAAAGUGAUCUCUUACUGUA